Messenger RNA from Truncatella angustata, 1437 nucleotides. Its product is annotated as argininosuccinate lyase. NCBI's taxonomy places the organism in Eukaryota, Fungi, Ascomycota, Sordariomycetes, Amphisphaeriales, Sporocadaceae. Gene Ontology annotation, cellular component: cytosol. The record is from RefSeq and is a predicted model, not a curated record. Gene Ontology annotation, molecular function: argininosuccinate lyase activity. The coding region runs from base 1 to 1437 and encodes 478 amino acids. The transcript is spliced from 2 exons.
AUGACGCAGCCACGGGACCGCUUCUACUGGCUAAAUCAGAUAAACAAAGCCAGCACCCUAACCAACAUCUCCUCGGGGCUGCUAAGCCCCGACCUGGGCCACGACAUCGCGCACGGGAUCGCGCGCGUGCUGGAGUCGGGAAGCCAGCCGGGCGGUCCCCGGCCGGGCAAGGUGAUAACGCUGGAGCCCCUGCUCAUAGCGGCGGCCGGGAUCGAGGCGACGCGGCUGCACGCGGGGCGGUCGAGCCAGGACAUGCACACGACGGCGACGCUGGCGUCGCUGCGGGAGUCGGCGCUGGCGCUGGCGGCGCAGCUGCACCGGACGGCGGCGCGCGCGGUGGAGCUCGCCGGCGACCUGCAGGACUUCCUCGUGCCCAGCUACACCAACGGCGUGGCGGCGCAGCCUAACUCGUACGGCCACUACCUGCUCGGCCAUGCCGCGGGGCUGCUGCGCGACGCGGAGCGCCUGCGGCAGUUCUACGCGCGGCUUGACCGGUGCCCCAUGGGCAGCGCGGUGCUGAACGGGACGCGCUGGGCGCUGGACCGCGGCCGCGUGGCCGCGUACCUCGGGUUCGGCGCCCUGGCGGACAACGCCUACGACGCCGUGCAGAUCUCGGGCACGGAGAUGCCGGUCGAGCUCGGCUUCGUGUGCGCCGGCCUCAUGCUGCACGUCGGGUCCUUCGUCCAGGAUCUGCUCACGCAGUACGCGCAGCCCAGGCCGUGGAUCAUGCUGAAGGAGGGGGGUGACAACACGUAUGUGAGCUCGGCGAUGCCGCAGAAGAGGAAUCCUGGCCUCCUGAACAGCACGCGCGCGGAGGCGUCACGGAUCGUGACGCUCGGCGUCGGGCGCGCGAUCCAGGCGCACAACAUCACGCCCGGCAUGAUCGACGCGCGGAGCACCAGUGACAGCGUCGACAUCCUGAAGGGCGCGGCGGCGGUGCUGAAGGACUGGUGGCGCAUCCUCGGGGCUCUGCAGUUCAAUCGCGAGCGGGCGCUGGAGGAGCUGAACCUCGACUGGACGGCCUCGCAGGAGAUCGCCGACGUGUUGAUGAUCCGCCACGACGUGCCCUUUCGCGUCGGCCACCACUUCGUGUCGGAGAUCGUCGGCUAUGCCAGGAAGAACGACAUACGGCCCAGUGACUUUCCGUAUGACCAGGCACAACAGAUCUGGGCGACGGCGCAUGAGCACCUGGGCCUGGAGAACCCCAGGUCGUUGCCGAUGAGUCACAUGGAGUUCCGCGAGACCUUGGAUCCUGCAACCAUCAUUCGCAACAGAGCGACGAUUGGAGGGCCGCAGCCCGCUGAGAUGGAGCGUAUGCUAAAGGACGCGCGGAAGGACUUGAAAAAGUUCAAGGAUUGGAUAUCGGCCCGCACAGAAUUCAUAGAAACCUCCCUCGCCGGUCUAGACGCAGACUUUGUCAAGUUGCUCGACAGUUGA